AGAAAGCAUGGCGGCGCGCUGUGUUAUGCAGUCCAUAAGGACAGCGCUGAGAUCGGUUCAAAGCGAUUUUAACCCCAAGGGUUUAAUUCAGAGGAUACCCGUUUUGGGAAUUGCUCCGUGUCGAGGACUUAGAAACGUGGUGGAAAAGAAAGAAGGCAAGACGACUGUUAUAGAGGGUGUUAUAGAAUCUACACCUGAGCGACCGCAGCCCCCCAACCCCACUGCUAAAUGCCCUAUUUAUAGAUGGAACUUACAAAACAAGUACAAUUACAUAGACGUGCUGCUCCUCAGUCAGUUCAUUCGUUCUGAUGGUGGGAUGCUUCCGCGGCGUGUUACGGGUCUCUGUGCUCAGGAACAUAACAAAAUUGCAAUAUGUGUGCAGAUGGCACAUCGUGCUGGUCUUCUUCCGGAUCAUAGACCCCACUUACCUGAAGGUCAUGUUCCAAAACCCAAGCCCAACCCACCUCUCAACCGGUAUCUGACACGUUACUCUGUGAAGUCUGUGCAGCCCAUCUUCAGGACGGGGCUGAAGUGGUGCAAGAAAAGAAUGCCUGUAGGACAUCCCGCCUUAAAAAACAAUAUUCGAUACGGUCCCAAGCCGUUGUACUUAAAGCACUGAUGGACAGAGAUGUUUGCCCAAUCAAAAAAAGUGACUCAGAGACGGCUACGACAGAAUGGAUCUAUAGCACGUGGUAUGUGACUGAUAAUCGAUGCUGAUUCGAUGAACAAGAGUGCUCUGAAACAUCAAGACUUAAAUCCAGAGAUCUCUAUAAUGUCCUGAGGUGACCUUGUACAUGCAGCCCAGUGACUCUGAUUACUCUCUGGGUUUGAAGAAAGUUGACGUUUAUAUUACUGUAAAGACAGAUGUCUAAAUAAAAUUGCUUUGUUUAUCUCA
Molecule: messenger RNA, 895 nt
Organism: Triplophysa dalaica
Lineage: Eukaryota; Metazoa; Chordata; Actinopteri; Cypriniformes; Nemacheilidae
Gene: mrps18a
Product: mitochondrial ribosomal protein S18A
Exons: 6
Coding region: 8-619 (203 amino acids)
Biological process (GO): mitochondrial translation
Cellular component (GO): ribosome; mitochondrial small ribosomal subunit
Molecular function (GO): small ribosomal subunit rRNA binding; structural constituent of ribosome
Source: RefSeq, a predicted model, not a curated record